Messenger RNA from Heterobasidion irregulare TC 32-1, 2499 nucleotides. RefSeq lists its product as uncharacterized. The record is from RefSeq and is a predicted model, not a curated record. The transcript has 6 exons. Gene Ontology annotation, biological process: mitotic cell cycle; intracellular signal transduction. Gene Ontology annotation, cellular component: cytoplasm; nucleus. Bases 1 to 2307 code for a protein of 768 amino acids. Lineage: Eukaryota; Fungi; Basidiomycota; Agaricomycetes; Russulales; Bondarzewiaceae. Gene Ontology annotation, molecular function: histone H3T3 kinase activity.
AUGCUUGGGACCCGAACGAAACAAGUCUUCUCCUAUGGACGCAGAGGCCAUCGAAUCGUCAGCGUAUCCGAACGACACGAUAAACUCCGCGACGAGAAUUUAAAUAUGUCUAGCGGAGGAGACCUACCUGUAACGCCAUUGACCAAGCUCAAUAAUUCUCCUGACAGGCCUCUGACACCUGCACGUCGUGCACGGAGAAAGAUCAGAGUAUCUUCUCUCCCGUCAUCUCCCAAAGCCAAAGCAAAACACGUCCGCUCACCCACGAAAAAAACUCAGCAAUCGCCGUUAUCCAGACCACCUUCAUCACGUCAGCCUCUCAGCGUGAAUUCCCCUAAUGUGCCCAAGUCUGCGGCCACCCGGAAAAAGACGAGAGUACUAGGGUCGAAGGGUACGCCGCUGAAGCAGUCCUAUUCUCCCGUUGUUAGUGUGGACAUCAUUAUUUUGGACGAUGAUGGACGGAGAGUUAGCCAGGAGCGCAGGAUUUCCCAUACGGAUGUUCAAGUAAACCCUGCCACCAUUAAUCUUCCGAUCAAAUAUCCUAUUCCAAGAAAGCCCACACUUGAGGAAGAUGUGAUAAUACUCUCUGAUAGCGACGACGUCUCUCUAGCAGUUCCAAAACCGAAGCGCAAGAGCAGGCAUCGGAAGAAAGCUCACUCUCGGUCGCCUGCCAAGCCGGCGAAGGCUCCUGCUCUCUUCAAAGUAGAUACAGAUACUCGAUUGAGAUCUCUCGACGUCAUUUCCAUCCCAUCUACCAAUCCUAGUGCGCGGCAGAGCCACAGACCCCUCCCACUUGCACAAAACCAACCUCCAAAAGCCCAGGACGUUGAGGCACGGGAAACUCCAUCUGCGUCAAUACGGCUUGACGAUUAUAGAAAUACAGUCAACCCUUCCAUACCUCCACCCACGCGUUCGAAACCUCGUCAGCUUACGCCAAUUCGACGUGGCCGAAAUGUAUUCCCCCGACCACCUUCGCCGCCCUCACCCUCCUUGACAGCCGACUUUGAUCUUGAGAGAGAGAUUGCUGAGCUCAGUCUCGACGCUGAUCUGGCUGCCGAUGAAUCCUCUGUCUUGAUACCAGAAUACCUCGUCCCCCUGCUUUCCGAAUGCAGCCAGACUACUCCUCACGAGUUCUCAGCAUUCAUUGAGAGCUUCCCGCAUGAUUCCAUUGUGGGCGCAUGGCACGAGGGUACAUUGUCUCGCCGGGACGUAGCAUUUCAAAAGAUCGGUGAAGCUUCAUAUUCUGAAGUGUUCGGCAUUGGAGAUGUUGUUUUGAAGAUCAUUCCCAUCCGUGACGAGGACACCCAGCCUAGUGAGGGCGCAGAUUCAGAUGUGGAAAGCCCGGCUCCAAGUGACGCGAAGGAUGUUAUCAAAGAGAUGAUCGUGACGAGGGCUAUGGGCGAGAUAUGCGACGGGUUUGUAGAGCUUUUGAGAACCUACGUCGUGCGAGGGAAGUAUCCGUCGUUAUUGCUCAACUUAUGGGACGAAUACAAUGAUAAGAAAGGAUCAGAGAGCAUCCGACCAGACGUAUUCACGCUGUCCCAAGUAUAUGCUAUCAUCGUUCUACCAAACGGUGGACCAGAUCUUGAAGCAUAUACCUUUUCAACACCAUCAAAAAAUGGUUGGCGUCAAGCAUGCAGUCUUUUCUGGCAAGUUACCCGCACCCUCGCGCAAGCGGAAGAGCUUGUGUCCUUUGAGCAUCGAGAUCUUCACUGGGGACAGAUCCUAGUAAACAAUGUUCCAUUUUCCGCUCCCGCACGUCGGACUACAACGAAAACCAAACUUUCUAUGGAUCACCCGGCUCAUGGUGUUCGAGCCACUGUUAUAGACCUGGGUCUCUCUCGUAUGGAUUCCACUAGUUCCCAAAGCAAUCAAACUGUUCAUUGGACACCAUUUGACGAGGAGAUAUUUGAGGGCGAAGGCGACUAUCAGUUCGAUGUGUAUCGCUAUAUGCGCAAUCACAACGGCGAUGAUUGGCAGAAAUUCCAACCUCUCACGAAUGUCAUGUGGCUGCACUAUCUCGCUACCAAGCUCCUUGAGUCGAAACGGCUUCGCCCACCGCCGACGUCGCGUAAAAAUGCCGCUCCAACAGCCAGCUCUGUGACGUACACUGAGCGCGAAUGCUACGACUGUCUCAUCGAGGUAGAGGCUCUUCUCUCUCAAGCAGUUGACUCGGCGAAGAAGCCGACAGCCGCGAAAAAGGGACGAAGGAAAACGCACGCGCCGACCAAGGUGCUUGUGUACUCAGGACCAAAUGCGGCCGAAGAUGUUCUACUUUUUGGCGUGCAGAGGGGGUGGAUGAAGGCCUGAUAUGGAGGCAGUGUUCACGUUGAGGUCGUCAGUUCGUGCCUUCUGCCUGUGGACUGUGUAACCAGUACACUUUGUAACCUUACAUGGCUUCUCUCAGUAACUCAGUCCCACCCUCUUAGCAGGACAUAUGCGAUCAGAGCACACACUGAUAUGCGCUAUAUUGCUCGUGGAUCUGAUGACAGCGUUUGGGCC